AUGGCGGCGGCGGGCGGCGGCGCAGGAGGGAAGGUGUCCUUCAAGAUCAUCCUCACCUCCGACCCCAAGCUCCCUUUCAAAGUGUUCAGCGUGCCCGAGGCGGCGCCCUUCACCGCGGUGCUUAAGUACGCCGCAGAGGAGUUCAAGGUCCCGCCCCAGACCAGCGCCAUCAUCACCAACGAUGGAGUUGGCAUCAACCCCCAGCAAAGUGCAGGUUUUAGCCAGCCAUACCAUAUCCAUCCAUCCCUCUGCCGCCGCCGCCAGGGGAUGGGGAUGGCGACCGACAUGCAGAGUCUGGAUCAUAUCAAAACAGAGGCGAUUGAUCUGGAGAGCAUUCCUAUGGAAGAAGUGUUUAGCACCCUCAGAUGCAGUAAGGAAGGUCUUAGCUCUGGCGAGGUCCAGCAACGCACCGCUAUCUUUGGUCCCAAUAAAUUACAAGAAAAAAAGGAAAGUAAGGUAUUGAAGUUCUUAAUGUUUAUGUCGAACCCACUGUCGUGGGUGAUGGAGUUUGCUGCUCUGGUAGCCAUUGGGUUUGCCUACGGAGACGGCAGGCCACCGGACUGGCAAGAUUUCGUCGGCAUUAUAGUGCUCCUCGUCAUCAACUCCACCAUCUCAUUUAUCGAGGAGAACAACGCCGGGAGCGCCGCAGAGGCACUCAUGGCCAACCUUGCGCCCAAGACCAAGGUGCUGCGUGACGGGCGGUGGAGCGAGGAGGACGCGGCGGUCCUUGUCCCGGGUGACAUUAUCAGCAUCAAGCUCGGCGACAUCAUCCCAGCCGACGCUCGCUUGCUCGAGGGCGACGCGCUCAAGAUUGACCAGUCGGCGCUCACCGGCGAGUGUCUUCCGGUCACCAAGAACCCCGGCAACAGCGUCUACUCGGGCUCCACGUGCAAGCAGGGCGAGAUCGAGGCGAUCGUCAUCGCCACCGGUGUGCACACCUUCUUUGGGAGGGCGGCGCACCUCGUCGACAGCACCAACCAAGUCGGCCACUUCCAGCAGGUGCUCAAGGCGAUCGGCAACUUCUGCAUAGCCACCAUCGCCAUCGGCAUAUUCGUCGAGGUCGUCAUCAUGUACGCGGUCCAGCACCGCCGGUACCGUGAAGGCAUCGACAACAUCCUCGUGCUUCUGAUCGGUGGCAUACCGAUUGCCAUGCCUACUGUGCUCUCCGUCACCAUGGCAAUCGGCUCUCACAAGCUGUCAUUGCAGGGCGCUAUCACCAAGCGCAUGACCGCCAUCGAGGAGAUGGCCGGCAUGGAUGUGCUUUGCAGUGACAAGACUGGCACGCUCACCCUCAAUAAGCUCAGCGUUGAUCGUGGCCUUAUUGAGAUCUUUGCUGCGGACCUUGAAAAGGAUGAUGUUGUCUUGUUCGCCGCUAGGGCAUCUAGGGUGGAGAACCAGGACGCAAUCGACGCCGCCAUGGUUGGCAUGCUCGGUGACCCAAAGGAGGCUAAGGAAGGCAUUGAAGAGGUGCAUUUCUUCCCCUUCAACCCCGUCGACAAGCGAACUGCCCUCACAUAUAUUGAUCUCGCCGACGGCACCUGGCACCGUGUCAGCAAGGGCGCUCCCGAACAGAUGCUGGCCCUCUGCAACUGUGGAGAUGAUGUCAAGAACCUGGUUCACACUGUGAUCGACAAGUACGCCGAGCGUGGUCUUCGGUCUCUUGCAGUUGCAAGACAGCAAGUUCCGGAGAAGAGCAAAGAAAGCCUUGGAGAGCCAUGGGAAUUUGUGGGCCUGCUCCCUCUCCUGGACCCGCCGAGGUCAGAUAGUUCUGACACAAUCAAGCGUGCACUCGACCUCGGUGUCAACGUGAAGAUGAUCACUGGCGAUCAGCUCGCCAUUGCUAAGGAGACGGGGAGACGGCUAGGGAUGGGCACAAACAUGUAUCCAUCAUCGGCUCUGCUUGGGAAAAGCAAAGAUGAAGCCACUGCUUCAAUUCCUGUGGAAGACUUGAUCGAGAAGGCCGACGGCUUCGCCGGCGUCUUCCCAGAUAUAUGCGGUGUCAAUCACUAUCCGUAUUGUGCUUGGGUUUCUGCUAAUUGCGCUGAUAUGGAAAUUUGA
This is a messenger RNA of Miscanthus lutarioriparius, 2058 nucleotides long. Lineage: Eukaryota; Viridiplantae; Streptophyta; Magnoliopsida; Poales; Poaceae. The record is from the annotation of a GenBank genome assembly.